AUGGCAGAAGAAGCAGUAAAUACGAGAGAGUUUGGCGCUGACGAGUGUUGUCGCGUCUUGGACAUGUUUCUGGCGGAUAUGCGCGAGCUGAACAACACCCAGCGCGCGGAGAUUGGGGCACAGCCAGACGAAAUGCUCAAGGGCAGGCGAGAACGAGUUGGAGCGAUGCAAGUGGCAGCGUCGAGGGCGAUAAACAAGAAACGAACUUCAACCCCGAAAUGGCUCAAACGGAAGCAGGAGCUUGUAGCUCUCCAGCAACAGACGCAAGAGCUGGAGACUCACCUCGCUUUUCUCAUGCUCCAACGAGAGAGAAAAUGCAGCUCUCCAACUCCUCCCAGUGUUCUCUCCGAGCUCAAAAAGUGGACAUCGGCUGCUACCAGAGAGAAGAUGCGACUACAGGCGGCACGAGACGAGAACGCUGUGUUUGAAGCAUCCAGUUCGCGUGUACGCGCAGUGUUUGUCCAGUUUACAAGCGGCAGUAGCUGCUACCAGCUCGAGUCAGCAGCUCACAAGUGCCGUGACCUGUACGACUAUUUCAGCUCAGGAACUGGCUAUGCGCAGCUUGAGCUCUUAAAGAGGCUCGAGUUGAUCUGCGUCUCGUGGAUUUCCCGUCCAUCGUGGAGGGACAUCGAAAAAGGCCUGCAGUUGCUGACCAUGAAGACGUCGAAAUACGCUGUGGAGAAGGCGCAGGAUCGGCUGUGA
This is a messenger RNA of Phytophthora sojae, 702 nucleotides long. RefSeq lists its product as hypothetical. The coding region runs from base 1 to 702 and encodes 233 amino acids. Lineage: Eukaryota; Oomycota; Peronosporomycetes; Peronosporales; Peronosporaceae. The record is from RefSeq and is a predicted model, not a curated record. The transcript has 2 exons.